Chinchilla lanigera (long-tailed chinchilla) is the source of this 2571-nucleotide messenger RNA. RefSeq names its product sialic acid-binding Ig-like lectin 16. Gene Ontology annotation, molecular function: sialic acid binding. Gene Ontology annotation, biological process: cell adhesion. The record is from RefSeq and is a predicted model, not a curated record. Gene Ontology annotation, cellular component: plasma membrane. NCBI's taxonomy places the organism in Eukaryota, Metazoa, Chordata, Mammalia, Rodentia, Chinchillidae. Bases 1 to 1857 code for a protein of 618 amino acids. The transcript has 11 exons.
AUGCACGUGUCCCCAAAGAUCCCCUUUUCCUACUUAUACAUUCACAGUGAGGCCGCUGGGCAGGGACACCGAGGGCAGAACCCAGGCCGGAGUGUCCAGGCCCCGCCACCCCUCCCAGCCAGCAUGCUGCUGCCGGCCCUGCUGCUGCCUGCGCUCUGGGCGGGGUCCCUGCAGGAGGAGCCGAGCUACUGGCUGCAGGUGCAGAGGUUGGUGACGGUGCAGGAGAACCUGUGUGUCGUGGUGUCCUGCUCCUUCUCCUACCCCCAGGAUGGCUGGAGCCACUCUAUCCCUGCUUAUGGCUGCUGGUACCGGCAGAGCAGGAAUUCUUUCUUUGAGUACACAGCAGAUGAACUUGUGGCCACGAACGACCCAGGCAAGAAAGCUGGAAUGAGAACUAAACCUCGCUUCCAGCUCCUCGGGGACCCCAUGGCCUACAACUGCUCCCUGAGGAUCGCAGGUGCCCAGAGGGGGGACAGUGGAAUUUACUAUUUUCGGCUGGAGAGAGGAGGCAUGAAAUACAGUUACCGGAGGUGGAUGGUCACUGUGAUUGUCACAGAGCUGACCCAGACCCCGGACAUCCACAUCCCCGAGCUGCUGGUGUCUGGACACAUCAGCCUCCUGCUGUGCUCCAUGCCCGGGGCCUGCAGUGGGAACUCGGACCCCACCUUCUCCUGGAGCGGAGCCGCCCUGCGGUCGCCAGGGUCGGGCCUGGGGGCUCACAACUCCUCCCAGAUCCUGCUGCAGCCCCGCCCUCAGGACCACGGCUCCCACCUCACCUGUCAGGUGACCUUCCCUGAGGCUGGGGUGACCAAGGAGAGAACUGUGCAGCUCAAUGUGUCCUAUCCUCCUCAGAACCUGACCAUCCGUGUCACCAGCGCCCAUGGCACAGCCCCACACAUGCAGGGAAAUGGCUCCUAUCUGCAAGUGCACAAGGACCAGCUCCUGCGGCUCCUCUGUGCUGCUGAGAGCCGGCCCCCCGCCACGCUGACCUGGGUCCUGGAGCACAGAGUCCUCCUUGGGUCCCCUCCCUCAGCACCCAGCCCCCUAAGGCUGGAGCUGCCCGGGGUGCAGCCUGCGGACGCGGGGCGCUACACCUGCCGGGCAGAGAACAGCCUGGGCUCGCAGCACCGCAGUCUGGACCUCGCAGUGCAGUAUCCUCCCGAGGACCUGAGAGUGACGGUUUCCCGAGCCAACAGCACAGUCCUGGAAAUCCUCGGGAACGGCACCUCCCUGCCCGUCCUGGAGGGCCAGAGCCUGCGCCUGGUGUGUGUCACCCACAGCCACCCCCCGGCCAGGCUGCGCUGGGCCCGGGGGACACAGGCCCUGAGCCCCUCCUGGCCCUCGGCCCCUGGGGUCCUGGAGCUGCCCCGGGUGCAGCUGGAGCAUGAAGGGGAAGUCAGCUGCCACGCGGAGAACGCGCUGGGCACCCGGAGCGUCUCCCUGAGCCUCUCUGUGCACUGGAAGCCAGGGUGCUGGUGGAGAGCCCUGCUGGCGGCUCUCGGGGGAGCAGGGCUGGCUGCUCUGCUCGCGCUCUGUGCCUGCCUCGUCUUCCCCAGCCCCUUUCGGCAAGAGCACGUCCGGACCGCCCGAACUCUGAGGGACAGAGUCUGCACAGCCCUGCCCUCCUCCCUCAGGGUGAAGCCGCUCAGGAAGCAAGACCGCAGGACGGCCACUGCGAGGAGGGGCGCCCCCCCUGCCCCGGGUUCUGUUUACAAGGGUAAAAGCUAUGAGAACUGGCCAGGCAGCCUGCAGUGCCCACCCCUUGCUGCAGGUACAGCCGCUGUGGAAGAGGAGCAGGAGGAGGAUGAAUACACCUUCGUAGACUUUCCGGAGGACUGCAGCACGUCGGGGUGCUGAGAGAUCAGGAUCUGAAAUGAUGCCCCUGGGAAGGGAGAUGUGGGGGAGAACUGAAUCAGCCUGAAUGUGGAAUCUCCAUGUCAUCAGGGUCCCGGCCGGUGGAGUGGGGAGUUCUUACACAGCUGGCAACACAGCUGGCCCCCAUUUCAACUCCAGACUUUGAGCAAGGAACUUCACUCCUCAGUUUCCCCUCCGGCAAAUGCACACAAUAAACCUGGUUCACAAGGAUGCUGCCGUCCCAGGGAAGCGAUUCCAACAGAGGAUGCAGCGCUGUGUCUGCAGAGUACCUCACCUGCCACCGCCUCCCAGGGCAGCCAGAAGUGUGGCGCCUCCUGCCCCACUCCUCGGAUGGUCUGAUCACCUUGAACCUGGUGGCUGUAGCUGCCCAGCCCCCAAAGUGGUGCCUGGGGCUCUUGUUGGGAUGCACCCCAUUCCUCCUCUGCCUGCUCUGCUUCCCCUUCCUCCUUAGGUGCUUUCACUGGGAAUCAUCCUACUCCUCCUUCACGCACGCACGCACGCACGCACGCACGCACGGGCACGCAUGCGCGCCUGAGUCUCCUGCCGAGAUGGUUGAUACUUUCUGUCAAGUUGAGGAAUCCUGAAGCUUAACUAAGUAACUCAGCAGUUCUACAUCCUGAGGUGGAAAAGGAUGUGCCCCUCCUGCUCUACGAUGUUGUUCAUUGUGUCAACUAGAGAAGUUUAGAAGGUUAAAUG